AUGAUGGUUCUAAACCUUCUAUUGGUUUGCGGUUUCCGGACGAGUUUGGCAGAUUCGACUUCUUCGGGAGUAAAUGAAGGUGGAAAUAAGGAAAUUGGAAUAUUAAUUGUUUACGAACACGAACAACCGGAAGUUCCCGCAUUAGCAUCAGGUGUCGUCAGAUCCUUCCUAUCAACUACAACGGGAGUAUCCGUGCUGGAACACUACAUUGUAUACAACCGAGAGCGUGUGGUCUUCGUUGAUAAUCCGGCAUUAUGUACCGCUCUGGAGAAAGGCAUUACCAUCUUGCUUGACUUUACCUGGACCGAUAGCAACAAAAUUAUGAUUGCCGCCGAAAGCUUCAACGUUCCUUACAUCCAUGCGGAUGUUACAUUCCAAACAUUUCUGAAAAUUACGGAAAACUAUCUGAGAGCUCGUGGUGCGAACGAUGUGGUCUAUGUUUUCGACAGCGCCCAAAAUGCCGAUUCAGCGAUCUACUAUCUUAUUACGGAAUCUCAGCUUCGUACCAUAAUAUUUGAUCAGCUAACCAGUAGGAAUAUUCAACGAAUCAAAUCCGUUCGACCUUAUCCGUCAUACUACGCCAUGGUCGCCGGUACAAAGCAGAUGAAUGAACUUUUCCACAAUGCGACAACUAACGGAUUGAUCUCGAAACCGGAUAAAUGGAACCUCAUAUUUACCGAUGACAUGGCGGACGUGUUCAAAUACAAAGGCACGUUUCCGGCAAUCAGUCAAUUGCUGAUGGAUAAAAGCACGUGCUGUAUUCUACUAAGCCAACCAAAAGACUGUUCUUGCCCGAAAGAUUUCAAACCUUGGGAAGCGCAUCUACAAAAUGUCGUUAGGGAAGUCUUGACUAGAUCUCAUCAGGAACAGCUUCCGCUAGUUAGGCGCGAUGACUGUAAUGAAACUAUUUCUAACACCAAUGAAACAAUGGACAUCUCAAACCUGUUGAGAGAUUUUCGGAAGGACGUUCGAUUCUGGAUGCCCGACGGUAGUCGAAUGCUUCGCUACAAUUUAAACGUUUCAAUUUGGGCUUCUACGGAGAAAGACGAAACAAAAACCAUUCAGAUUGGCACAAUCGCAAAAGGUCUCGUGGAACCUCUAGCAGGACAAAGCAUUAGAUCUACGAAAAGAUACUUUCGAGUAGGCACAACUGAGUCUAUUCCGUGGGUUUAUCGUAAGCGAGAUCCUGUCACCAACGAGGUCAUGACUGAUCCUUUCGGUGAGCCUAUAUGGGAGGGCUAUUGCAUCGACUUUCUGCAGGAGCUUUCAAAACUCAUGAGUUUUGAUUACGAUCUGGUCCAUCCGAAGAAAGGAACUUUUGGCCGAAAAGAUUCAUCGGGUAAUUGGGAUGGUCUGAUUGGUGAUCUGGUGGUUGGUGACAUUGAUUUUGCCAUGGCAUCGAUGAAGAUGACAGCUGAACGCGAGGAAGUCGUAGACUUUGUGGCCCCAUACUACGAUCAAACGGGUAUACUGAUCGUGAUGCGUCAGCCAGUGCGAGAGACUUCACUGUUCAAGUUCAUGACUGUCCUUCGGCUGGAAGUGUGGUUAAGUAUUUUGCUAGCGAUCGUGGCCACUGCUGUAAUGUUAUGGCUGCUGGACAAGUUCUCGCCGUACAGUGCCAGGAAUAAUAAAUCCGCUUAUCCGUACGAAUGUCGAGAUUUUAGCCUAAAAGAAAGUUUCUGGUUUGCGUUGACUUCUUUCACUCCACAAGGAGGUGGCGAAGCACCGAAAGCUCUUUCCGGAAGAACCCUGGUCGCAGCUUACUGGCUUUUUGUAGUGUUGAUGUUGGCCACAUUCACUGCCAAUUUGGCUGCCUUUCUAACCGUAGAACGUAUGCAAACACCGGUGCAGUCAUUGGAGCAACUAUCUCGUCAGAGUCGUAUCAAGUAUACGGUCGUUGAAGGUUCCGAUACUCACGACUUCUUCAAGAACAUGAAGAACGCCGAAGAAGUGCUGUAUCAAAUGUGGCGCAACUUGACGCUCUCAAGUGGCAAUGAUCAAGCCCAGUACCGGGUAUGGGACUAUCCAAUCAAGGAGCAGUACAUCAAUAUUCUAACAGCGAUCGAAUCAGCCAAACCGGUCUCGUCCGCAGAAGCGGGAUUUCAACGAGUUAACGAACGCAUCGAGGCCGACUUUGCCUUUAUACACGAUUCGGCCGAGAUUAGGUAUGAAAUAUCACGAAACUGUAACCUGACCGAAGUCGGAGAAGUAUUUGCCGAGCAACCGUAUUCCCUCGCCGUUCAGCAGGGCAGUCACUUGCAGGAUGAAAUGAGUUACUAUAUUUUGGAUCUACAGAAGGAUCGCUUUUUCGAAUCUUUGGCCGCCAAGUACUGGAACAACUCCGUCAGGGGCGUAUGCCCCAACAGCGAUGACAGCGAGGGUAUCACGCUGGAAAGUUUGGGAGGUGUCUUCAUUGCUACGUUGGUCGGACUAGCUCUGGCAAUGAUGACGUUAGCGGGCGAAGUAUUGUACUACAAACGUAAGGCAAACAAGGGUAAAUCGGAUCACGUCGAAGAGAUGCGAAAGGGAAAAGCUACUGGUCAGGAUCCAAAAACAACAUUGUUUAAAAGUCUGUUUGGCGCAGAUUUCAAGAAUAAUCCAAGCAAAGAAGGGAACAGCCUGACGAAAGACAUUACUAUUGGCAGCAAAUUCAUUCCGGCUUCGGAGAAACAGCAGACGAUUAGCUAUAUUAAUGUGAUUCCCAGAAAUGAAGUAAAGCAACAAUCCAUUGUUCGCUCUAAGAAUAGGCCACGGAAGUUCAAUGAAUAAUUUUGACAAAAAAAAAACAAAGUAAUUUUUAUUCGGGCAUUUACUGUAGCUCACUCGAUUUAUGUAUUGACAAGCACUUCAGAGGCACUUGAAUAGUAGUAGUAGUAGUAGUAGUACUAGUAGUAGUAGUAGUAUACUGAUACAUUAUGUAGGAAUUAGGAACUAAAUUUUCAUUCUAUUUAUUACACAAUAAUACUUUUGGGGUGGGAAAUCGAAAUAUUUCAUUUAGGCCGAAACGUUCGAUUUUUUUUUUCAGGAAAGAGAUUUUGGGAUAUUUGCAUACUAUUAAUAAGUGUUA
This is a messenger RNA of Malaya genurostris, 3067 nucleotides long. RefSeq names its product ionotropic receptor 25a (gene Ir8a). The coding region runs from base 1 to 2769 and encodes 922 amino acids. NCBI's taxonomy places the organism in Eukaryota, Metazoa, Arthropoda, Insecta, Diptera, Culicidae. Gene Ontology annotation, cellular component: postsynaptic membrane; plasma membrane. The record is from RefSeq and is a predicted model, not a curated record. Gene Ontology annotation, molecular function: glutamate-gated receptor activity; transmitter-gated monoatomic ion channel activity involved in regulation of postsynaptic membrane potential. The transcript has 5 exons. Gene Ontology annotation, biological process: synaptic transmission, glutamatergic; monoatomic ion transport; modulation of chemical synaptic transmission.